UUUAAAUCGCCGCGAACGUUCGCUCAAAAUUAAACAGCUUGUAUUUAAUUAGACCAUUCACACUAUGUAAAGCAAGCGGAUAAAAUCCGCCAUCGUCCGCAAUCGAUCGCGCAUGUUUAAUUUUAGGCGAACAUUCGCCCAAAACGGCUAAAAUUAAACACGUUGUUUUGACUGGGUCUAUUCACACUGGGCGAUUGUUCGCGCGCGUUUUCGCGAAUAUUCUAUUUUAAAUAUUUUAAAAUAAUUUAAAAUAUCAAAAUAUUAAUAUUUUACAUUUUAGUGGUCAGUUAUUGAUAGAUCGUUACUGGUGGUAAGUACGUUACAUACAUCAUACGUCUGAUCGUCUGAAGUAUACAUUUUUAUAAUUUUAAAUUGUUUUUCAAUAUGAGUUCAGCUAGUUUUGAUCUAGAAUCUUUUAUUAUUGAGAUAUCUCAAGAAAACUCAAUCUGGAAUUUAGAAUCAAAAGAGUACCACGACAAAAUUGAAAAACAAAAGAGCUGGUUAAAGAUUGCAAAGGCUACUCUAAACGAUUUUGACAAGCUUGAAGCAACCGAGAAAAAAGUCAAAAUUAUUGAACUGCAGAAAAAAUGGAAAAAUUUGAGGGAUACUUAUAAAAAAAAAUGUGUGACAAAAUCAGGCCAAGCAGCGAAUAAAAAAAAAAAAUACGUAUACUCAGAAAUUUUAGAGUUUUUGCGACCAACUAUGGAAAAUAGAAGAACAGAGGGAAAUUAUAGCGAUGAUGAGGAAGAAACAGAGGACGAACAAGGCAAUAAUAAGGAACAUGAUGAAACGGUGGAAGGGGAUUUCAUUGAUGCAAAUGAAAAGUCUAUGCGUGCUUCUUCCGAUGAAGCACUUACAAAUUUAAAAACUAUAAAAAAACGUAAAAAAAAAAAUAUUAAUUUUGAAGAAGAAUUAUUGAAAUCUUUAAACAGCCAAAAAGAAGAAGAAUCCGACCCAGAUAAAUUAUUUUUAUUGUCGCUCUUGCCCCAAAUGAAAUCUGUCGGUGAAGACAAAAAGCCAAUGCUCUACGUUGAGCUAAUAAACACCAUACAAAGAGUAAAAACGCUUCCUCAAGAUAAUACAGCAUUACAUCGCCAGUUAUACCAAACCAACUCAUAUUCGCAGUCAUUAUCGGAACCUGCAAUGUAUCCUAUUACUAAUCCUGCAAUGCAAUCUACAUUUCAGUCAUCAUCGUAUUCAAACGGUUUUAACUAUACUAAUAUUUAA
Melanaphis sacchari is the source of this 1227-nucleotide messenger RNA. RefSeq lists its product as uncharacterized. Gene Ontology annotation, molecular function: DNA binding. The transcript is spliced from 4 exons. The record is from RefSeq and is a predicted model, not a curated record. Bases 385 to 1227 code for a protein of 280 amino acids. NCBI's taxonomy places the organism in Eukaryota, Metazoa, Arthropoda, Insecta, Hemiptera, Aphididae.